GUCGAGCUCUCACGAGGGAAACUCGGAUAACGCGAAACAGCUCUCUUUCUCUCUAUCUUCUCCCUUUUGUUUUUUUUUUCCUCCCUUCCUUCCUCGAAGAACAUCUCAUCGUCCGCUGCUUUCUGACUUCCGAGUGUACGAGGCGGAGAUAGAUCCAUCCGAGAAUGGAGGCGGCCAUGGAUCUGAUGCGGAGAAUCUCGCCAAAGGAGAGCGAGACUGCUCUCUCCGCCUUGAUGUCCCUGAUCCCUCACCAUUCCGCCGACCUUCUCUCGCAAGUCGACCUUCCUCUCCAGGUGUGUAUGGACAAUGUCUUGAUGAAAGAGUUUAUUUUGUGUGAAUACAACAGAGAUGCUGAUUCGUACAGGUCACCAUGGUCUAAUGUGUAUUUUCCUCCCCUAGAAGAUGGCACUCUUCCCUCUAACCAACUGAGAAAAUUGGAAAUUGAAGCAAAUGAAGUUUUUACUGUUUAUUGUGAACAGUACUACGAGGGGGGUGUUUCAUCAGUUUAUAUAUGGGAUGAUGACAGCCAAGGAUUUGUGGCUUGCUUUUUGAUAAAGAAAGAUGGGUCAAGAACAGCAGAUGGUAAAAGAGGAUAUCUGCAAGAAGGGUCUUGGGAUGCUAUUCAUGUUAUAGAGGUUGGACUAGAGGAGGAGGGAAGAGCUCACUAUUGCUUGACCAGUACUGUCAUGCUGUCUUUGACAACUGAAAACAAGUCAUCUGGAACCUUCAAUCUUUCUGGAUCAAUCAGAAGACAGAUGACUCUUGAUCUUCCCAUUGCUGAGGGUCACCUAUGCAACAUGGGAAAGAUGAUUGAGGAGAUGGAAGGUAAGCUUAGAAACUCACUGGAUCAGGUAUAUUUUGGGAAGACAAGGGAGAUGGUCUGCACCUUAAGGCCACCACCUGAGGGGGUUCAACUUAGACUGCCUUGAAAACUGAAGCAAACUCUUGUGCAUAGUUGAGUUCCUAACACCUUGCCAUGUCAAAUUUUGCUACUAUCAAUGCUUGGAUUUGAGUUAUGAACUGUUUAACUUAAAGAUUAGGGAGAGUGACAAGGAACAAUUUGAAAUAAAGCUCGCUUCACACAAAAUCACCUUAUUGAUAUUGCACAAAUUGAAUGCUGCGUUGAUGGUUUGAUUAUUCUAA
Molecule: messenger RNA, 1143 nt
Organism: Zingiber officinale
Lineage: Eukaryota; Viridiplantae; Streptophyta; Magnoliopsida; Zingiberales; Zingiberaceae
Product: probable F-actin-capping protein subunit beta
Exons: 8
Coding region: 165-929 (254 amino acids)
Biological process (GO): actin cytoskeleton organization; cell morphogenesis; barbed-end actin filament capping
Cellular component (GO): cytoplasm; F-actin capping protein complex
Molecular function (GO): actin filament binding
Source: RefSeq, a predicted model, not a curated record